AUGAUCUUACCGUUUCUCAGUCGUUUAAAUCUGACGGAUUAUUUUAUUAUAAUUCUGGUCUAUAUCGAAUUUGUAACCUCAUCUAUUCUACAAUUUAUCCCAACUAAAUUGAUUAAUUCUAUUACAUGGCUAUUCCAACAUCUAUUCACAAGCAAUCCUGCUAUGGAUAUCCCUGUCAAUGAAGUGCCGAUUGACACUCAAUUAAGAUUAGCUCCUUCCAUCCAUGAGAUGUGUAAACUUUUUAAUGUGGAAGUAGAGGAUUAUUUAGUAAGAACUGAAGAUGAUUAUAUAUUAACAAUUCAUAGAAUUCCUCCACGUAAGGAUUUACAUGAUACAGAAGUAACUCCAAAGGUUGCUUAUUUACAUCAUGGUUUAUUAAUGUGUUCCGAUAUAUGGUGUUGUAAUGUCGAGAGGCAUAAAAAUCUACCUUUUGUUUUACAUGAUUUAGGUUAUGAUGUGUGGAUGGGCAACAAUAGAGGUAAUAAAUAUUCCACUGCUCAUGUGUUUUUACAACCAGGUUCUCCUAAAUUUUGGAAUUUUUCUAUUGAUGAAUUUGCUUAUUUUGAUAUUCCAAACACUAUUAAUUAUAUUUUAGAAAAUGUUAAUGCUGAACAGGUUACAUGUAUUGGAUUUUCUCAAGGUUCUGCGCAAAUGUUUGCAGCUUUAUCUAUUAACAAGAAAUUAAAUGAAAAGAUUUCUCAAUUCAUUGCGAUUGCUCCUGCAAUGACCCCACAUGGUCUACAUAAUAGAAUUGUUGAUAAAAUUGUGAAAGCUACACCGAAAUUAAUGUAUUUAUUUUUUGGUAGAAAUAUAGUUCUACCUUCAGCAACAGUUUGGAGACGUACGUUACAUCCAAAACUUUUCAAUACAUUAAUUGAUGUAGCAAAUAUAAUGUUGUUCAAUUGGAAUUCAAAAAAUAUUACAAUAAAACAAAAAUUUAUAUCAUAUUCAAAGUUAUAUUCUACCACUUCAGUAAAGUGUAUUGUGCAUUGGUUUCAAAUAUUAAGAUCUCAGAAAUUUCAACUAUAUGAAGAACCUGAUGACAUGUUUAAUUCUUUAUCCAGACCAUACUUAAUCCCAGUGUUUCCAACGAGAACUAAUAUUAAAGUCCCAAUUUUAUUGAUAUAUGGGGGUUCUGAUUCAUUAGUUGAUAUCGAUGUAAUGAAGGCCAAUUUACCACCAAAAAGAGUGUUUGAUAUUAAAAUUGAUAACCAUGAACAUUUAGAUUUAAUUUGGGGUAAUGACGUCGACGUCUUAGUUAUAGAUAAAGUUUUAAAAUUUAUUGAAUUUUUCACCCCAAUUGAUGAUCCAAGUUAUAGGUUAUUGAGUAAGUACUUUAAUUCGAAUAACUUUAAAAAAUAUGCAUCAAUAACUUCGGAGCAUACUAUAAAACCUGAAAACCUUAUCGGAACACCAAGAAAAAAUUCAGUUGCAGUGGCAUCUAUUCAUAAGAGAAGUCCAUCUAUUGUCUCAAGACAUAAUUAUAAUGAAAGAGAUAGUGAACUAAAAAGUUAUGUUACAAAUGAAUCCAGAAAUGGUGAUUUGGUUGAUUUACCAGAGAUUAACUCAACUUCAUCAUGUUCAUCUGCCUCUGAGGAAGAGGAAUUACAUGCAGAAGCUGUUGAAAUUCACAGACAAUUAUCUCAAAACCAUAUUCCAGCACAAAAUAAUUCAGAUCUGGAACUAACCAAAUCAGUAAUGGACUCAAUCAAAUGA
Molecule: messenger RNA, 1716 nt
Organism: Tetrapisispora phaffii CBS 4417
Lineage: Eukaryota; Fungi; Ascomycota; Saccharomycetes; Saccharomycetales; Saccharomycetaceae
Gene: TGL1
Product: sterol esterase
Exons: 1
Coding region: 1-1716 (571 amino acids)
Source: RefSeq, a predicted model, not a curated record